UUGGGGUAAUUUGUUAUGCAGCAAUGGAUAACUAAUACACUUGCCUAAUAUCCAUUCUCUCCUUAUUCCUCAGCAACAGAGACUCUAUUUUAUUUGGGAUACUAACAUGCCCAGCUAAAAUCAUGCUGUUUCUAAUCUCUCAUUAAGUCUGAUGUGACCAUAUGACUGAGUUCAGGCAGAAAAGAAGUAAGCAGAAGUGUUGCAUGGAACUUCUGGAACGUUCCUUAUAGGGAGAUAUCUCACUGAGAAAUGUACCUUUUUUUUCCUUCUUCCUCAUUCUUGCCAUCUAGAAUGUGGAUGUGAUGACUGGAAUUCCUGCAGCCAUCUUAGAACAUGAAGUAACUUUGAGGUUAGAAAUCAUACUCUAGGAAACAGAAAGGAAGAAGGAAUAUGAGUCCCUGAUGUGCACUCAGCAGCCAUACCAACACUGGACUCCUUACCUCCAGACUUACUUUGAGUGAAGAAGAAAUAAUCUGUUAUCUUGUUUACACUAUUGUUAUUUUGGAUUUUCCCUUAUGUGCACCCAAAAUAACCCUAACUCGUAGAGGACUCAGGGCUCUCUUAGCCAUGCACGUCCUCUCAUUUAUCACCAACCCAUGUCCCUCUUCCAAACAAUACUCAAACUCUCACACAGGAGCAAUCUUUGAGUUUGAUUUUUACAUUUUUCAAUCUCUUUAAGCUUUCCACACCUCCUCACAAUCCUUGCAUUCCUCAUUCUCUUUAUACUGAUCUCUGACAGUCCCCCAAGUCUGUGCUCUCAAUGGACACUUCAUUCCAGGUGCCACUAGUAAUAAACUGAUGAGCUGUUUUGCCCCUGAAUGCCACUCCAUCUCUGGAUUUCCACUAACUCUAGUCCCAACAAAGCCACACAACUAUUCCCAGAUUCCAACUAGUACCCUGAGAGUUUGAUGCCCUCAGCCAAUCUAGUACCGAUUUCUUUAUCAAUCAGUCAUUAGUUACAAGCAACAGAAACUAACUUCAUCUUAUUUAAGCAAAAUAAAAUUUUAUGUUAAACAUAUUACAUUUAUAAAACAUAUCUCAGGGGAUUGCUGAAAUGACUGGAGGACCAAAUACAGAGCCACACAACUAGAAACAAUGCCCUAAAUUAAGCUGCAUUGUUGUCUCCAUGAGGACAGCCCCAUCACCACUGCCCCUUGCACAGCUGGCAUGGUUGGCACUGAACCCUCAAUGCUGCCCAAAACAAGCUAUGUCGGGGCCCUGCUGCACCUAGAACUAGAUCUUGCUGUAAAGCCAUUUCCCCUGGAGAGAAUUCUUAUGGUCACUGAGUGCUCACUUCCUUAGCUACAGAGUCAUUAGCUUAGGCUGUGAUCAAGGUACAUGCUUGGCUGAGAAUAGGUCAGGUGUCUGCACUCUGGUUUUAAGGGAAGUUCAGAGAGUAUCUGGCAUCUAUUAGGUAGGGAAUUCCCCUAACAUAGGAAGUGGUUUCAGAUGCCAGAUGUCAAAAAAAAUGCCAACUUUUUCCUACUCUCAGGCCAGGGUGCCAAGAAGGACUGGGAGAAUCACACUUCCCUAAUUUCUCUAGGUCUUCCCAAAUAUUCCCAUUAUCACCUGUCAAACAGUCAAUGUUUCCCAAUCAAUGCAUUCACUCUAGAGUGUGGCAGAGAACUUGGCUAUAACCAAUCUGCAGAUCACAUGGCUAUCCUCCUGCAGCAGCCUCAGAUUGCUGGCCAUGGGCAGAGGCUUCCUUACCAGAGUUACAAAUUGUCAUGCUGUUCCUCAUCUGCUUGUCCCCUCUUAAACCCCUUCCCAAGGUUGCCAGAUGUGAAUUAUUUUACCACUUUUCUACUUAAUCCUCUGCAGUUACAACCACAGGGCAAUGGGGAAAGUUGAGGUCAAGCUCUAAGAGACAACAUGCAGUAGUUUUCCCAGUUACUUCAUUAUCACCUAACAAGGACAUCUCAUUUCCAGGCUCAGAAUGGAGGGAUUCUCACUGCAUCCCACCCUAUAUCAACAAGGCCAGUUCUUUUUUAGGGUCUGCUGUUUGCAUCACUGCAUACCUUAUACCUAUUUUUUAUUUGAAUCUCUUUGUUUGGAAGUGACAGAAAUCCAACUUGAAAUAGAUUAAACAUAAAGAAGACUGUAUUGGGUAACAAAAUUCAAUAAAGGGCUGAAGAACUAAUUUGCAAAAAGAGUAAGGAUGUCUCAGGAAUAACUGGAGCUAGGCUCUUAAAUUCUAACAUAAGUCUCUAUAUCUUUUGCCUCAGCUUCUUAUUUAUUCUUUCUUCACUUCAACCACCUUCCUUCUCUUCAUGUUGGGGAACAUGGCUGCAAACAUUUCCUGAGCUUUACAUUUAUAGUUUUCACCAUUCAAAAGAGAAUGACUGGUUUCUCAAUUCAAAUAAGAAAAAAAUGAUGAGAAAGGGUUUUAUUGACCCAUCUUCAAACAGGUACCCACACCUGGACCAGUUAUGGCUGAGGGUAGGAUUAUGUAAGAACAAUGGUUCCGUGGGUAGCCAUGUUUGGAGGAGGAUGUUUGGAUGGAGGAGACAGUUCCCAAGAGAAAAGUUGUGCUGGGCUAACCACACUACAGAUGUCCACGAUGGUGGCCCUGAGUCAAGUCCUUUCUCAUGCACAAAAGCUUGAAUAAGCUUAUCAAUGUAUGGCAUGUUUGGUAGGAUCAAACCCUUUUUUCCCCCUUCCCUUUUUUAAAAAAGAGCCAUCUUGUGUCACCUUCUAUGUACCAUUCUCUUGCCCAGACAACUAAAAUAUUCUAAGGAGAGCCUCCCCAUAAGUUAAGUGCCUAUGUGCCCACCAGAUCGGAAGAUCCUUAAAGAAAGCAACCAGGAUUAAUUUAUCGCCAUGUGUCGACUGCCCCAUGAUUCCAUCAUAGAUCAGACACUCAAGAAAUAGUUGUAGAACUGAGUUAAGAUCUCUUCUCACUCUUCAGCGAUCUCUGAGAACUGAACAUUUUAGAUGUUUAGGAUCCCUGGAAAGGCCUAAUGCUAGAAGCUAAAAAUAAAAGUGGAAAUUAAUAGAAGACCGGGUAACUUAAGGUAGUGGUGGGAAGAAAAAAAAUAGUCAGUAAGGGUUGUCCCCAUAACAGAGAGAUGAACAAGAGACUACAGGUUAUGAUAGACAGGUUGGGAAUAUACAGUUAAUAUACUUGCCUCCAACCUUCCCUGGACCCAAAAUUAUAGCAGGAGAGAAGAGCCAUUGGGAAGAACAUUGCUGAUGGAGUUGGUAGAUAUAUGGGGGUGAAAGGAAUUUUAAGGUCCUUAAGCAGGACCAGAAAUGUGCUAACUUUUCACUGAUAGAUAAGCUCCAUCCUUUAUUAGAAGGUCGACAUGGAUGUCUAAUCAAGCUUGGCUUCUAAUCAUAGUUGUACAGUGAUGACACUGAGGACAUUGCUUCAGAGAGUGAGAAGAUGCAUUUCAAAGAUAUGGGAAGGCCUAUGAUGUGCAGUGAUGCCAUAGACAUCGUGGGUAGGCUGCAGAGAAAGUGAUCAACAUGAGGACACAGCUCUGCCCUGAGACCUUGCACUUUAUUGCAAAUACUUCAACAAGGUGAGUAACCAAAAGAGAGGGAGGUACUGUGGGACACCCAACCUAGUCUAGGGGUAUCAGGGAAGGCUUCCAGGAAGCAGUGACUUCCAAGUUGAUACCCAGUGGACAAACAAGCGUCAACCAGGUUUUGGCUUGCUUUUUGGUGAGGGAUGGGGGGAGUGUGGUGGGAUGGAGACUGGAAUGAACAUUCCAGCCAGAGAGAACAGCUCUGAACUAAAAGAUCAAUGUGUGAGGGCUGCAAAGAAAACCACGGUGAGGAGGAAGCAGACUGGAGCACUGGCAUGGAGGACAUUGUGGGCCAGAAUGGAUUUGAUCCUGAGGGCAAUGGAGAGCCAUGGGAGGUCUAAGGAAGAGAGCAGUGGCACUGUCUGAUUUCCCAAUUGUGAGAUCACUUGGGUCCCUGGGUCAAGGUAGAGAGGUGCACCUCCCACACCAGUGGAGAGAACAUUUUGAAUCAGUUUUGCUCUCAGUUUUAGAAGCUUAGACCUAAAAAUAAUUAGAGAAAAUACCUCAAAGAAACACCCUGAAAAGGAGUGGUUACAGAAAGGGGGAUAGGUGUCCUUGUGUUAAGCAAAGAAUGAGUGGCCAGGGAAGUGAAUCACCUGAGGGUGGGCAUGCUCCCCACUGUGCUGGUAAGCUGGGGGGAGGGAUUCCAGGAGCCGUCUCUCAACCCCCGAGGACUCUGGUUGGUGACAAGGGGGCCCCCCUGCCUUCUUGCUGGGUCUCCACUUCUCCACCUGCAGAACUUGCCAAGAUUGGGUGCAGGAGGCUGGGGGUUGGGUGGGAAAGCUGCUAAAUCCUCCUUAGGUGAGCUGCGGGGGUGGAAGAGUUCUCUAGUCUCUUCUCCUGGAAAGGAUUCUGUAUCCUGUGGCCCCACAGUAUGGAGGCCAAUGGCUAAGUCCGUGGAGCGCGUCUGUGGCCAAGUCCAGACUGAGUCUAGGUGGUUUUCCUGAAGAAGAAAAAGGCCUCUGCAGGAGGGGGUGGAAGCUGAGAAAGAGUGAAGGGGUCAUUUGGUUACUCCCCAGUCUUGACAUUCAUCACACACACACACACUCUGUGCCGAGGGUGCUGGGGACCAGAGACUCACACCCAGCAGCAGCGGGGAGAGGGGCUGAACUGUGGGACCUGGGGGAGGGGAGAGGCAGGCUGGGCCUUGAAGGUGCAGGGCAGGGUCCUGUGGCCUUCAGGACAAGUUAGGAGAGAGGCAACCCUCCCCCUCUGCAGCUUCACACCGCGCCUCCACUACAGUCCUUCUGCCCGCUGGGCGCUCCAGCUGGUGGGUCUCGGCUCUCCAAAGGCUCUUUCUCUCCGCCCCUUAGCCUCUGUUCCUCUGUUGUGUCUGUCCCUGGCCUUGUCUCACUGAGACUGACCCUCCGUGUGUGUCUGUCUCACUAUCACUGCCCUGUUUUGUCUCAUCUCUCUCUUCAUCUCCAUCACAAUCCUUCUUUCCAACCGUGUCUCUUCCCUGUGUUUUCUGUCUCCAUGCCUGCCUCACUUGCUUUCUCUGUCCCCCUCUCAUCUCUCUCUUAUCUUUGUCUCCUCUAUCUCUGCCUUGUCCCACCUCCUUCCCUUCCUUCCUCUUGUACAUGUUUCACCUUUGUCGCCACCUCUGUCCCUGUCUCCCUCUUGCCGCCCACCCCCCCCGCCCACGUCUCCAAUCUAUCUCUCUCGUCCAUGUCUCAUCCUUAUCUCCAUCUGUGUACCUGUAUCUCUCUUGUCCCUUUCUCCAUCUUUCUCCAUCACUGUUUCUGUCCCUUUCUCUCCCUGUCUCCGUCUCUGUCUCCUCUCUUCAUCCACAUCCUCUGUCCCCAUCUCAGGCCCCGUCUCUUCCUCGUCCUUGUCUUCAUUCCCCCUCCUGAGCCAUCUCCGUGGUCCCUUCCGGGAUGGGACCUCGCUGGGGGCGGGGCCGAGGGACUGGAUCGGAAUAACUCGGUUAUCAGGACGAAUUGAAUUAACUUCUUCACACGAGCGCCGCCGGGCCUGUUUCCCCUCCCUUCUGCGGGGCCGCAGGUGGAGAGGCCAGGGAGAGGGGUCGGGACCCUACGGCUGCGCACGAUGCAUAGACUGAAGGUCUGGUCCGGAUUGGGGCGGGAUGGGGGACUCUAGGGAUGGGGCCCCGCGCAGCCUGCCCUGCACAUCCCGAGCUCUAAGAGGGCGGCGGCGACCCUUUGGGGUGGGGGUCGGGGGCGGCUGGGGGCGGGGCCUUGGCCGUCCAGGCCCCGCCCCGACGAGCUCGCCCCGCCCCGCCCCCUCCUCGGGGUCCUACGCGUUAAAAGGCGCGCGGGCCGGGUUGGGCUGCACUUGCGUUGCACCGGGGCGGAGCGCGGCCGCGACGGGGCGGGCGGACUCGCGAGCUCUGAGAGCCGGCCUCGGGUCCUCGGCCCCUGGCGCUCCAACCCCCAUCUUGACCCCCACCCGGCCCGGGACACCAACUCCGACCCGGCCCGGCCCGGCCCCCGCCCCCGCCCCCCGGGCCGAUGGACUACUCCUACCUCAAUUCGUACGACUCGUGCGUGGCGGCCAUGGAGGCGUCCGCCUACGGCGACUUCGGCGCCUGCAGCCAGCCCGGCGGCUUCCAGUACAGUCCCCUGCGGCCCGCCUUCCCCGCGGCCGGGCCUCCCUGCCCCGCGCUCGGCUCCUCCAACUGCGCGCUUGGCGCUCUACGCGACCAUCAGCCUGCGCCCUACUCGGCAGUGCCCUACAAAUUCUUCCCGGAGCCGUCGGGCCUGCACGAGAAGCGCAAGCAGCGGCGCAUCCGCACCACGUUUACCAGCGCGCAGCUGAAGGAGCUGGAACGCGUCUUCGCCGAGACUCACUACCCCGACAUUUACACGCGCGAGGAGCUGGCGCUCAAGAUCGACCUUACCGAGGCUCGCGUGCAGGUCUGGUUCCAGAACCGCCGGGCCAAGUUCCGCAAACAGGAGCGUGCGGCCAGCGCCAAGGGUGCGGCGGGCGCGGCGGGCGCCAAAAAGGGUGAGGCGCGCUGCUCGUCUGAGGACGACGACUCCAAGGAGUCCACGUGCAGCCCCACGCCCGACAGCACCGCGUCGCUGCCGCCGCCGCCGCCCGCGCCCGGCCUGGCCAGCCCGCGCCUGAGCCCCAGCCCGCUGCCCGCCGCCCUGGGGUCCGGACCUGGAGCCGGGCCGGGGCCACAGCCGCUCAAGGGCCCGUUGUGGGCCGGCGUGGCGGGCGGUGGGGGCGGCGGACCGGGCGCGGGCGCGGCGGAGCUGCUUAAGGCUUGGCAGCCGGCGGAACCCGGACCAGGGCCCUUCUCGGGGGUUCUGUCUUCCUUCCACCGGAAGCCCGGCCCCUCCCUGAAGACCAAUCUCUUCUAGCUGCCGGCCUCUAGAGGCUCCGGGCCUGCCGCCUGAGACGCCCCUGCCCCUCCAGGAUCUGACAGAGUCCCUCCUCAUCCUGGCCACCUGCCUGAUGUCCCCAUCUGUCCCACCCCCCACCGUGUCUGACACCUAUGUGUGCCCUCCCCAGCUUUGGAGACCAAGUCAGGGCCACUCUCAUCCUCACCCACCCCUACUCAGUGGAGGGGGGUACUUUUCACUGGGAUGCCCUCCAGGAGAGCCCAGAACCCCUUCUAGCCUGGUAUUCUUCAGAACCGGAAUCAAACAACACCUGCCCCUAACACAGUGCCCAAAGGUGACUCCUCAAACGGGGACAGCCUGGCUUCCUCCCCUGCCCCUGUAGCUGGCUGGGUCACUCAGCUUGGAGAGCAGUCUGCUGCUCCAGCCCUUGGGCCCACCCACACUGACCCCACCCGUGCAAAGGCUGGUCGUCAUUGGGAUAACGAGUGGCCUGAAGGGUCCCACCACCAAUUUCACCCUCAUGCAUCCCCUCCCAUCCCCAGCCGGUCUGGCACAGAGGGCAGGCCCGUUAGAUGAGUGGAGGAGCUGCCAGGGCAACGGGAUGGAGGGGCUUCCUCGUUCCUGUUUUUUUGUCGUUGUUGCUGUUGUUGCUCUUUUCCUUUGAAAAACCUGUAAUUUAUUGAGGUGAGUUUUGCUCAAUCCAAAUAAAACUUAAUUUAUUGAAGACAGCA
Orcinus orca (killer whale) is the source of this 7572-nucleotide messenger RNA. RefSeq names its product paired like homeobox 2A (gene PHOX2A). Gene Ontology annotation, molecular function: RNA polymerase II transcription regulatory region sequence-specific DNA binding; DNA-binding transcription factor activity, RNA polymerase II-specific. The coding region runs from base 6002 to 6859 and encodes 285 amino acids. Lineage: Eukaryota; Metazoa; Chordata; Mammalia; Artiodactyla; Delphinidae. Gene Ontology annotation, biological process: regulation of transcription by RNA polymerase II. The transcript has 4 exons. The record is from RefSeq and is a predicted model, not a curated record.